UAAAAUUUGUUUGUUUAUUCAGUGAAUAGCGGAUGUUGUCCCCCUACAGAAACAGUUCCAAUUCUUUCUCUUAACAACCCUUCAAUUUUCCAGUACAAGCAAAUCAUUAACCCAAUCUUAGCCCAAAGCCUAAUGAAUGCUUCAUUUCCCUACAAUAAUAUGUUUUUUCAUCUUGUUCUGCUUUUACUACUUGUAGUUCCACUGCAAGCUGCAACGGCGACAACUGGCUCAAAGGUGGAGUUUCUUCCUGGAUUUGAAGGUCCCCUUCCUUUUCAUCUUGAGACUGGGUAUAUUGGAGUUGGUAAAUCUGACGAAGUCCAGCUGUUCUAUUAUUUUAUUAAAUCGGAAUCAGAUCCUGAAAAUGAUCCUCUUAUACUAUGGCUUACGGGAGGACCUGGUUGUUCAUCGUUUAGUGCGCUUGCCUAUGAAAUAGGGCCAUUGUAUUUUACACAAAAAGAGUAUAACGGGAGCUUACCAGUACUUGGCUCAACUCCAAACUCAUGGACCAAGGGUGCAAGCAUAAUCUUUUUAGAACAACCGGUUCAUACUGGAUUUUCUUAUGCAACAACAGCAGAAGCAAUGAUGGUUACUGAUUUGCAAGCAGUCAACCACACGUACGAAUUUCUACUCAAGUGGCUAACUAAUCAUCCAGAAUUUAUUUCAAAAUCUUUAUACGUGGCUGGAGAUUCAUAUGGAGGCAUUAUUGUUCCGCGUGUUAUUCAAAAGAUAUCAGAUGGGAUUGAAGCAGGCAACAAGCCCUUGAUCAACAUUAAGGGGUAUAUGCUUGGCAAUCCUAUAACGUCAAAAAGUACCGAGGAUAAUUAUCAAAUUCCCUUCUGUCAUGGUAUGGGACUCAUAUCUGAUGAACUUUAUGAGUCACUAAAGAAGAACUGCAAGGGAGAAUACAAUGAAAAUUCCAGCAAUGUCCUAUGUUCCCAGGAUUUAGAAAGAUACCAUGAGUUGGUCGAUAUUGUGAACGAUCAACACAUUCUGAUGCCAUCCUGCGGAAAAGAUACAGAAUCUCCAAGGCCAUCUCAAUUAUUUGGUCGUGUUAGAAGCAAAUCAGCAUCAUUUGGUGUACGACGAUCUCUUGAUGAGAAAGUCGCAUCCCAGGAUUAUGGCUCGAAAUGUUAUGGAAGUCUUGAAUCAAGACACAAGCUUUCAAAUCAUUGGGCAAAUGACCCUGCGGUCCAGGAAGCUCUUCAUAUUCGGAAGGGAACAGUAAGAAGAUGGGCAAGAUGUAAGCAAGAUGGUAUAAAGCGAUUCUACACAUUUACUUCCAUGGAUAGUUUUUCUUAUCAUGUAAAUUCUAGCAACAAAGGCUACCGAUCACUUAUAUUCAGUGGUGAUCAUGACAUGGGUGUUCCCUUCCAAUCUACGGAAGCGUGGAUUAGAGCGCUAAACUAUUCCAUUGUUGAUGAUUGGCGUCCAUGGCUUGUUGAUGGUCAAGUAGCGGGUUACACGAGAUCAUACUCCAAUAAAAUGACCUAUGCCACAGUAAAGGGAGCGGGGCAUGUGGCUGCAGAGUACAAACGAGAAGAAUGCUAUCUUAUGUUUAGAAGAUGGAUAUCUAAUGAUCCUUUAUAAGAAGUUUAAUCAGUGAUUACUUCUAACAUUUCUAUGCAAAGACUAUGCUCUUUAGGAAUUUAAAACUAUUAUAUUCUUCCUUACCAGCUGAGCUACGUCUCUUGGUGCUCUAUUGUCUCUGUUGAGUGAAGAUACUCUUAACAUCUUCUUCCUUUCUUUGGUUGCGCCAAAACUCCUCUUGAAUUUUCGUACAAAUUUAUGAUUGCAUUAAGAAACAAGCACCACAUAUAUGUAAUGUAUGUAUCCAUUCUGUCUAUGUACAUUCAAUUUAUAUGUGUGUAUAUAUUUCCUAUCUUUUUCUCAA
Messenger RNA from Lycium barbarum (goji berry), 1891 nucleotides. Its product is annotated as serine carboxypeptidase-like 13. Gene Ontology annotation, biological process: secondary metabolic process; proteolysis. Gene Ontology annotation, molecular function: acyltransferase activity, transferring groups other than amino-acyl groups; serine-type carboxypeptidase activity. The transcript is spliced from 14 exons. The record is from RefSeq and is a predicted model, not a curated record. NCBI's taxonomy places the organism in Eukaryota, Viridiplantae, Streptophyta, Magnoliopsida, Solanales, Solanaceae. Bases 133 to 1587 code for a protein of 484 amino acids.